Trypanosoma cruzi is the source of this 444-nucleotide messenger RNA. RefSeq lists its product as uncharacterized. NCBI's taxonomy places the organism in Eukaryota, Euglenozoa, Kinetoplastea, Trypanosomatida, Trypanosomatidae. The transcript has a single exon. The record is from RefSeq and is a predicted model, not a curated record. Bases 1 to 444 code for a protein of 147 amino acids.
AUGCAUAGCAGAGAUGGUGAGCUGGGUGCUGUAUGCCAUGUGGCCAAUGCGGUGCACACAUGUAGCAACUGUGCUGCCAGCUGUGCAACGAAGGAGGAAGGGGCCACCGUUGCCUUCACGAUGAAUGUGACGACACAUAAAUACGCCGGCCCUUAUGAAUUGUGGUGGCGUCAAAUUUCUCCCGAUGGAACCAUCCAUCCGCCUGCACGGAGCAGCGAUGCUGACCAGACGGGCAUCUGUCAGUUGCCGCCACCCCGUGAAGGGAAGGAUGACACAAAAUCCUGCGGGACAACUGCGCCGCAAGUGAAUGCUGAGCCGUCACGUCAGAACGAGGGUGCACAACAGUCUGCCGCGGCUGACGCACCCAAUAACGUCGAUCCGAGUCCCGCAUCCAACACGGGGACCAACACGUCCGAGACGAAGCCUGAGUUUGCUUACGUUUAG